AUGCCGAAUAUAGCAAAACCACGCACCAAGACUUUCACUGGUUGCUGGACAUGUCGCGAUCGUCGAGUGAAAUGUGACGACGAACACCCGCAUUGUCGCCGGUGUCGGCGAAGUGGUUGGGUCUGCAAGGGGUAUGGACUGCGCCUGGGAUGGGACCAAAGUGCCGGCCGCUCCCACCGGCGCCAAUUGUGGUCCCUGGCCCCAGAUGGGGGCCACGGGUUGUCGUCUAGCACUGUAUCUGCACUUUUGGCCGAACUCGACGGUUGUUCGGGGGACGACCAUCAACAAAGGGGUCCUUUCUCGGUUUUCUCGGUCUUGUCGGGUCCGCAAUCAGAGCAAAGCGCCCACUCUCGGCCUCCGCUGGAUAUACUUUCAGCGCAGGAAUCAGAAGAAACGCAUCACGGCCAGACAAAUUACAAAAAUGCAUCAUCGGGUGAAAAGGACAGCGAACUGUUUUCGCCAUCUACCAUCGCGACAUCCACUGGCGGCCCAAGCGAAGAGCUGGGGGCAACAUCUUCGGAGCUGUCAAAUCAGGCAACUGACCAGAGCAUCUCUCUUAUCAAAAAUGGGAGCAGCUAUCAAAAGACAUGCAAGAAGCUCCUGGGGAAACAAGAGAUAUUGACAUCAAAUCUUUAUACCAUCGGGAUUGAUAUCUCCCUUUGUGGCCACAUUAAUCCCAUCCGACUCCCCAGACCGGAAACAGAGCUGGUCCACCACUGGGUGGUCUUUCUCAGCGGCAAUAUGCUCCUCAUUGACACCCCGGACAAUCUAUGCCGAACAGCGUUCAUGCCUCUGGCGCUGAAAGGGUUGGAUGCCUCCCCCAAUGAAUCGAAUAUCCACCUCUCGGUCUUUCACGCCAUCUGCGCCGCUUCUGCAUUCAGUCUCUUUCAUCUUCGCCGGGAUCCCCAAUAUCAGUCCCUUGCAAUGCAUCAUGAUCAACUGGCACUGCGGCACCUACGCGAAAAUCUCCAACGGGCGCGUGGCCUAGACGAGCCCACGCUGGCAGCGGUUCUAACUUGUAUCACCGCCGAGGCAAUGUCCGGACGUCGCAGCAGGUGGAGAGCACAUGUCGCAGGAUGUCUCGGUCUUUUGGAGAAUCAGGCUCACAGUGAUUGGAUCCGGAAUCCCAUCGCCUCUAGGCUUUUGCAGAGUUAUUUAUCUCUUUCAUCACUGUGCAGUCUCCGCAUGUCCGAGCGCUUAAUGUCGCUACUUGAUGGCUCAUCGGGUUUGCGACACUACCUCGAACGAUCGCAUGGUAUCACUGCACAGCUGGUGCAGCUCCUCGCUCAAAUCACCGUCCUCGUCGAGACACCUACGCACCUUUCUAUUGCAGAGCUCGAUCGGCUCGAGCUUCAAGUUUACUUGAACUUCCCAUGCCUAUCCGAUCCAGACGCACCGGGUUCCAUGAUUGUCCAGCAUGCUCUGAACUCUUUCUACUAUGCGACAGUUGUGUACUUCCGCCGCAACCUGCGGCAUGCUUCAUUGAGCGAUGUUCAGGAUCUUAUUGAGAAGGCCAUAUGCGAGCUCGAAUCUGUUGAUAAGCUGACCCGCGAAAAAGGCGGGUGCUCCUACAAUUGGGCCAGCUUUGUCGUUGCAGCUGACUGCGAGCGACCCGACCUUCAAGAUCGUAUGUUGGCAUUUUUCGAUCGCAAAAGUCGUCAUGGGAUUCAAAACAUCAACGUGCUCUGUGAAAUUGUGCAGGUUCUCUGGAACCGAAGGACAGCGGCUGGGCCGCACGUCGAUAUAAAAUGGCAAGAACUUGCGAGGGAAGCCGACUUUGACAUAAUGUUAGUAUAG
Molecule: messenger RNA, 1797 nt
Organism: Penicillium salamii
Lineage: Eukaryota; Fungi; Ascomycota; Eurotiomycetes; Eurotiales; Aspergillaceae
Source: the annotation of a GenBank genome assembly